Paraglomus occultum is the source of this 1272-nucleotide messenger RNA. NCBI's taxonomy places the organism in Eukaryota, Fungi, Glomeromycota, Glomeromycetes, Paraglomerales, Paraglomeraceae. The record is from the annotation of a GenBank genome assembly.
AUGGUAAUGGGUAAGGGUCAGGCCCCAAGAGGAACCCAAUAUCGUAAGGCUUAUGCAAUAUUAGUAAUAUUUGCAUUUGUUGUGACUGCAAGUUUAAUACGGGGUCUGUUAAGUGAACUUGGAAACAGUGACGAGUUGGUAAAUGCGGGUGGAGAUUACCAGAAUGCAAAGCAAGACGAUUUGGCAGAUCACAAGACACUACCAGACAAACAAACAAACAAUGAGAAUACGCAAGGGUCUGAAAAUGAUUUGACUGACGGCGUAGACGAUGAUGAAAAUGUAAUAAUAGUAGACGAUGAUGAUAGACAAAUGACAAACGAAGAAGAUUUGGACAAUACCAACGGCAACAAGGCUGGCGAUGCUGGGAAUGCUGGAGAUGCCGACGAUGUUGACAAUAUCGCGGUCAGUGAUAAUCAUUUUUGUCCGUUAACCGCCUGGAUAUACCACAUGUACGAAGUGCGCAUUCAGCUUGAACAGCAUCAGAGACCACGACUAUUAGUUUACGAUCUUGGCCUCCUCCCUUUCCAACAAGACAUUCUCAACAUUCUGUAUGAGCGAGGUUAUGUUGACGAAGUGCGUGUAUUCGAUUACGGAUUAUUUCCCGACUUUUUUAAUGUAAAUGUUUCUCGAGGAGAAUAUGCAUGGAAGCCUGUCAUUGUAGCCGAGAUAGCGAGAGAUUAUCCUGGAGUUGUAUUCUGGCUCGAUUCGGGCACGUUCAUUUCGCCAAUCUUUUUGAGACAACUAAAGCCAAAAUUAAAUAGUGCAAGAGGAUUUUUGUCGCCCAGAUCUGUAGGGGUGCUUGCCAGAUGGACUCACCCAGGAGUAUUUAAAUAUUAUAACGUGUCCAAGUCCAAAUACAGAGGAGUUGGUAAUUGCAACGGCGCAGUCGUGAUCUUUGAUACAAACAGGGUGCAAAAUAUUAUCGAUGAUUGGGAAAAAUGUGCGCGUGUAAAGGAUUGUAUUGCUCCGCCUGGAAGCAGCCGAGAUAAUCACAGACAAGAUCAGGCUAUAUUGACACUUGUGGCAGCGAAUCACAAUUACUUUUGUACGGAGAAGACGAGAACAUUUAGAUUUGCUACACAUCAGGAUAUAAGCUGUCUGAGCAAUAUCGCUAAAUUCGAGCGUAAACAUCCGUUGACGUGGACGCCAACCGACGAGGUUAAAGAGUAUAUAGCGGAAUAUAUCAAAAACUUCUUUGUAUUGCAUCCCGAUACGGACGAUUGUUACAAUCCAUGGACUGACGCCGCGUGUCCAGAUUCACCAGACGUGUAA